GGUGGUGCGAGCAGAGGAGUGCCGCCGUGCUGCAUAGUUCUGCACCGGCAGUGAAAGCCAUUGCAUCUAGAUACGCCGCCGCAGCGACCUGAACCAAUAGCACAACUGGUGGUUGCACAACAGGCUCGGUGCAGAAUGGUCAGACUAGCUCUCUGCAGCAUAGCGGUGCUCGUCGCAGACGCAUUCGUCGCCCCGCGGAUACGACAGCAUCACUGCUACUACCGCGCAGUCAACAGUGAAACUGAAACGCCAGGGUGGAAACGCGCGACACCAAACGCCUUGACGGCGUUGCGCCUCGGCUGCGUACCAAUCGUUUUCGGCGCGUUGCGCUGCGACGCGUCGCGCCUCGCGUGCGGCUGCUUCGCGGGCGCAUCCAUAACGGACGCGUUUGACGGAUACCUGGCACGCCGGUGGCGCGUCGAGUCACGUCUCGGAGCGUUCUUGGACCCCGUCGCGGACAAGCUGCUGGUCGUCACGACGCUGGUCGCGCUGACGGCGUCGACGCCGGGCGUCGCGCUCCCCGCGGCCGUAAUCGUCGCGCGCGAGGUGGCAGUGUCCGCGUUACGGGAGUACUGCGCGGACCGCGGCCAGCGCGACGCCGUCGCCGUUGGCGGCGCGGGAAAGCUGAAGACGGCCACGCAGAUGGCCGCUUUACUUGUCCUGACGGGGCGCCUCGCGCCGCGCGCCGGACUUGGGCUCUUACGGGCGUCCGCCGCGCUGGCGCUCUACUCGGGAGCAUUGCUCUUCGCGCAAGCGAGGCCAGUAUUUGCGGCGAGCGACGGGGCGCCGGGGUAAGUUUUGCGAAAAGAAAA
Molecule: messenger RNA, 812 nt
Organism: Pelagomonas calceolata
Lineage: Eukaryota; Pelagophyceae; Pelagomonadales; Pelagomonadaceae
Source: the annotation of a GenBank genome assembly